GAUUGGGCUCUAGACAUGGUCUUAGGCGCUGUCAUUUAGAAACGAAUCUUCUGCAUGAAAAUGGUGAUUAAAUCAUUUUAACUGCUCGCGAAGCAGAUUAGAACGAGACAGAACCGAGAAUUGGGGAGACAGGAGUGGAGAAGAAGAUGAAGAAAGACAAGGAAGUGGAACCAUUAGCGACUUCAUCAAAUACAAACCCUAAAGUAAACAAGUUCGACAGUGGCGAUGAUGAAGACAGUUCCAGCAAGAACGGCCAUCGCAUCUUCUCUUCUCCGCAAUUCUCUCCUCGAAACGCUUCUUCCAAAUACGAUUUUGUCAAGGUCAAGGUGUGGUUGGGGGAUAAUGCUGAUCACUACUACGUUUUGUCCAGAUUUUUGCUCAGCAGAAUGUUAACUGUCACGAAGAUUCCCAAUCAUGUUGCUAUUAAAAUUGCGCUUGAACUCAAGAAGCUGCUCAUAGACAACAGUCUUCUGGAUGUCUCUCAAUCUGAUCUGGAAGCUAAUUUAUUUAAG
Carica papaya (papaya) is the source of this 512-nucleotide messenger RNA. Lineage: Eukaryota; Viridiplantae; Streptophyta; Magnoliopsida; Brassicales; Caricaceae. The record is from RefSeq and is a predicted model, not a curated record.